GCGAAGUAGGCUUUCUGCAGGGGCAAAACAUGAUGACGGAGUCUGUGUGGACGAAGUGGUUUGUGGAUUAGGAAGAGGGGUAAUGGAUGGAGACAAAACCAGGGGAGGUAGGAGUGGUGAAGACAGGGGUGGUAGAGUUGUCGGAAGACGCACACACAGAGAAGCUGAAAGGACAGGAGCAGGAGAAAGAGAAGGCCAAGCAGCUGAAUGAGGAGGAGGAGGAGGAGGAGGAGGAGGAGGAGGAGGAGGAGGCACACCAGGUGGAAGAAGAAGGGAGAGGAGAAGAGGACCACCCGGUCUGGUCUGCGCUGGCAUAGUCAUAACAGUGGAAACAGAUACAAGAAAACAAACCUUAAACCGCCAGUACACGACCCCUGCCUUGCAAGCAGAUUUCUUCAUAACCUGCUACUAAACUUUCAGAGGCUCGGGCGAGCACACCACAAUUAUGGCUGGCGGCACCAGCCAAAGAAAGAAAAAGAAAUGUGCCGCUGGUGGAACGAAUGGGCCCCUCAUCCCAAACCAUGGGUGGAAUCUCUAGGCAGAUAUUUUUUCAUGGCACUUGACCCAAUUACUGAGGACAACAACAGCCAAAAAAAAAACACUACUCCUCUACAACAUACAUGACAACAAGCACGGGGCAACAGUCAGAAAGACAAAACAUUCUAAAACAGAAAACGUAAAAGAAAACAACCUUCUAUACAAAUAGAAAUAACCAAACCACAUCAACAAAAUGUCAAUACCAAG
Chara braunii is the source of this 744-nucleotide messenger RNA. The record is from the annotation of a GenBank genome assembly. Lineage: Eukaryota; Viridiplantae; Streptophyta; Charophyceae; Charales; Characeae.